Messenger RNA from Bursaphelenchus okinawaensis, 4084 nucleotides. Lineage: Eukaryota; Metazoa; Nematoda; Chromadorea; Rhabditida; Aphelenchoididae. The record is from the annotation of a GenBank genome assembly.
AUGGGGAACCAUCUUCUCCUCAUCCUUGCACUAUUUUAUGCAAAUUUCAACCUUCUAGUCGGUUGUGCUGCACAGUACAAACGUGAGCUCCGGUACCUGGACUACUAUUUGGGGAUAGCACCGUACGAUGAGGAGAGCAAGAUGCCAGUUCAAGGUCAGUUUUCGAGAGUUUAAUUCGUUUCGAAGCGAAAGUUUUGAGUUUUAGAGAAAUCUGCGCGUCUUGUCUAUUAAAGUUUGUCAUAUCUCAACUAAAAUUAGGCUCUACUACUCCUUAAUACAAUAACCAAUAGAAAAUAGAAUGAGAACUUCAUAGACAUGUUAUUAUUAUUCUGUCAAAGCCUGAAGUAUCAAAUUUCAAAGCGAUACGUUUUAAAACAUCACGAAAAUGACAAAACCUUAUGCAGAACCAUCUGAACAAGGUACAAAUCAAAUUACACUUCCUGCACUUACAUUACACAGUAAAGUGUAAAGUUUUAAUCGUUUCCAGAGUAUUACAAACAAUAAUGUCAACAUAUCGACCUAUCUAAUGUCUUUCACAAAACUCAGGUUACUGUAACUUUGAAAUAACAGUUUACACUGUCUUUUGUUACACGAGAAAGGUUUUUAAAUUUAAAAUCCAGACAUUGGCCUAAUAGUUUAGGUAAUAAAUGAAAAAAUGGCGAAAAACAUGAUCUAAAUGGUAUAGGGCUAAUAUAAUAAGUAACUUUAACCCGAUAGGCCUAGUUUUGUUAAAAAAUCUCCCGAAAAACAAAAAAAAAUAAUAAAUUAUGUUUUGCAGGUUUGUUAGAUAUUUUUUUACGAAAUAAACCCUAAUUUAUACGAUGAAACGUGUCCGCACAAAUGCGCCCAAAACAAUGUCAAAUUCCACAAUUUUUCCGUUUCUUUUGGCAAUUAAAAGUGAAAAGUAACUAAAAAUAUUAAAAAUUUCUAAAAAAAUCCUUUUUUUAACUUUCUAUCUUAUAAAUGUUAAAAUAUCGAAAAUUUCAGAAACCAAGAUCAACCAUUAUGUGGACAACGCCCUCAACCUGAACUGCAACUUCAGUCGGCCAUGUCUGUGGACCAAUGCCCCGACUGAUGAUCUGUUGGACACCUCGGACUUCUACCUCUUCAACAAGACCGACAUCAAGACCUUUCCCAUUCAAAUCCGGCCGGGAGACCCGACUCCGCCCGUCGGAACGUUGUUCGCCUUCGCUGGGAACACAACCCAAAAGGCACAGUCUGCCGUGCUUUUGAGUGCGCCGAUCGCGUGCCAAAACUCCGAAGGUGUACUCACGUUCAAGUUAGUUUUUUCGUAGCCGUCUGUAGAAAGUGCUAAUUAAGAGUUUGUAUGAUAGGGAAUGCAAUCAACGCAGGUUUAUUGUUAGAGCGGCCGGUUGGCGUGACAUAUAGGUGAAAAUUAUGGUGGUAAAGGAGAAGCGAGACGUGGUUUUAGAGAUUAAUAUUUGUAGCAUAGUAUAAGUGAUGUGUAUGUUUUUGGAUAAAUUCUAGAAAAGGUUAAUCUUGUUAUAGUGAUAUCACAUCUUUUCUCAAACUUUUCAAAACUUUUAAUGGUUUUAAGGAAAGGUUUAACAGGUAUUGUGAAAAGCUCUUAUAUAUCCGGUCUUUUAAAAAAGUUAUGACCAUUUGAAAAUGACCAAAAGUCAAAAACUUCGAUGGCGCCAAAAUGACCGUCAUUAUUCUUCAUUUAACCUUACAGUAAUAUAUUACUAUCAAAAAGUCUGUUAACAUAGUCAGUAACAAAACCGAUAAAUCUUGUGAGCGAUAACAAGAAAUGAUUGCAGAUACUGGUUAUACAACGCCGCCAGAGUAGAAGUCGUCGUGUUGAGGGUGAACACAUGGCACAAUCAUCUUCAAGUGAUAAGUCGGCCCCAGAUGGACUGUUACUUCCUCAAGACCAAUGAGAUAUGUCGCGUUGAGAUUGGCAGAAUGAGUGAGCCAUUUAGGCUCGGAAUCAGGGUGUUUUCUUUGCGAGACCCAAGCGUGGGAUCGUUUGGAAUGGUAAAUGAUAUUCAUUACAAGGGAAACCUGUGUGGAGAGCAUGGUAUGUUAGGUUUUUCUAUUGUUUUUAGCUCAAUAUGAUAUUUAGUUGAAAUUCCAAAAAUAUUUCUAAAAGGUUUAUUUUGUUGCGUUACCUAUAUCCCGAAUAUAGUGAUGAUGACAUUAAUUAGAUAAACAAAACUACUUUCAGAUAAGCCGUCGUUGUUUGGCGGUGUACCUCUAACGCAUCCUUUAAUGAAACACCAAAUAACGACCGGCUCUCAGCUCAACUGUGGGGAGGACUUCCACUCUUGUCUUUGGUCGACCGCCGCCCCCGUUCAGAACAGUGAACUCAAUAGUAACAUUGACGAAAACUCUUUGCAUUGGCAAGUCGGAUCGAACAUAAGACGUUGGGAAGACAUACUACGGUUACCUACCCGGCCAGAGGGUGAAUUCUUGUUCCAGUAUGUGGAUCCAAUGGCACAGCUACCAUUACCUACAUUGAGAUCGGUCUAUGUACCUUGUACUCAGACUAGUGCUUCACUGACGUUCAGGUAGGUAUAUAGUAUGGUUUGACUAACCCAGACAUUAAUUUAGAUUCUGGAUGAGUCCAGGAAUCCAAGCCCAAGUUUGCACGUACGGAAGAGAUAACGUACAACUAAGCUGUGUAUAUCUUGAGUUAUCAGAUUCACCAGGACCCUUAACGAUAGAUAUUGACAGUGCUGAUGGUAACCCAUUUGCUGUAAGUUUUGCUUUUGUUUCAUGUAGGUAUCUAUAUCAUGUCCUUAUCUCUAUAUAAUAUGAGCACUAUGGCAAAUCUGAAAUACAACUGUCAUAUUAUUGUAUACCAUUGUAAUAAGGGAAUUUUCAGUUUUCGUUCGAAGUGAUUCAAUUCAGUCGGACGAGUGGUGGUGUCAUUGUCAUCGAUGACAUUCAGUUUACUGGAGUUUUGUGUAAUGAAGAAGUGCCUACAACUACAGUAUCUCCUCUGAAUUUGGCUGCAGAAUUUGAUAUUCAACCUUUCCCAGAAGUUGGCCCAGCCUUCUCUGACAGUCUUAACUGUGAUUUCGAAACUGACAGAUGUACCCAUUGGACUAAUGAGGAAACACAAUUUAUGUACGGAUUCAUACCAUCAAAUGCCGCUGAAGUCAAUGUUUCGUAUCGAGGUAAGUAAUAUUAUAUUAUAUUUGAUGAUUGUUGCUGUGUAUUUGCCUUUGCUGGUGAUAGAAGAACUGAGACGAUAUUAUCCAUGAAACUUCCAGGCUACGCUGCCAUUGCCUUAUUCGCAGAAGCCGACAUGUCGGCCGAACUAAUAUCAGAAGUGGUAUCUUGUGCUCACGGUGGUCGAUUCAUGGUCGAGUAUCAAACCUCAGACAACGCUACACUGAGUGUGUGUGCCAAUGAACGGUGUAUACCCCAGAGGAUGAGUGCUGGACAGCUGGCUGUCAAUUUGACUUCCACGAAACCCUUUAGGAUACGAUUGUUGGCCGAAUCUCACGGUCAAUCACUGGUGAUUGUGAAGAGGAUGAGCACGAGUGAAGAUGGAUGGUGUCCGUUGGAGUCGCCGACACAAUUGGCUUGUAAAGCAUUGCAAUGUGAAUUCCGAAGUAAGUUUUUUGUCUGAUGUGUAGGAAAAGCGUGAAUUCCAUGUUUUAUUACCAAAAAUACGACCGUUUCUUUAGAUCACCGUCUCUGUGGCUACCGCAGUGUAAUCCUCUCCAACGACGACACCCCCUUUGUGUCGCAUCAGACAGCUGGAGCUCGUGUUCGUCUUGGCGUCAAUUCGAAGCGUGCCAUUCUCCGAUCGCCCAACUUUGAACUCUCCAGCCCUGUAGAGCUUCGUUUCGCGGCUUCAUUGUCAACGUUCGGCUCCAAACUCUACGUUUGUGCUGAUGAAGAUGCGGCUGAAGAUCUGGCAUCAUGUGAACUUGUUCUUGGUCCAAAAGUGGAGCGAAGUAAGAUGGAGCACGUGUUGGUGCAGUUGGAUCACGAGAUCCGACAGUUCGCUUUCGUAGCGAUUCACGAUAAGGCGGAACAAUUCGGGGACGCCGAACUGAUAAUCAGCCGAAUACAGAUCACGGACUCGAACGGCGAUCUUAUUUGUUAA